Messenger RNA from Arachis ipaensis, 1362 nucleotides. RefSeq lists its product as uncharacterized. NCBI's taxonomy places the organism in Eukaryota, Viridiplantae, Streptophyta, Magnoliopsida, Fabales, Fabaceae. The record is from RefSeq and is a predicted model, not a curated record. Gene Ontology annotation, molecular function: zinc ion binding; nucleic acid binding.
AUGUUGGAAGGGGAUGCUCAGCACUGGUGGCAGGGCAUUCAAUGUUUACUGCAGCAAGAUGAGGGUAAUAUUUUGUGGGAUGUUUUCAAAGAAGAGUUCUAUAAGAAGUACUUUCCUAGAGCUACUCGUAAGGCAAAGGAGAUGGAGUUGAUGCAGUUGAAACAGGGAAGUAUGUCCGUUGCUGAGUAUACAAGGAAGUGUGAAGAUUUAUGUCAUUUUUCCAAGGUUUGUCAAGGGAAUCUAGCAGAUUUCGAAGAGUGGAAAUGUUUGAAAUUUGAAGGGGGACUCCGUGAAGAUUUGUUGAUCUCAGUGGUUCCAUUGGAAAUACGGAAAUUUUCGGAGUUGGUUAAUAAGAGUCAGCUAGUAGAGGACUGUGCUAAGAAGAUAGUUGUAGCUCGGAUGAAUCGCCCAGGAUCUUCUUUUCAGAAUUAUAAUCGGUAUACAGCUCCUCAGGGAAGGAAUUUUAAGCAGGGAGCAAUGCCUUCACGAAGGUACAAUCAGAAUAGAAAUGUUCAUGCACGUCCUACAGGAGGGAAUGGAGGAAGAACGAGACAGGAUAUGGGUAAGCGACCUCAGCAGGCGCAGAUGCGACCAGUAUGUAGGCAGUGCGGAAAGGAGCAUGGAGGUAGACCUUGUCAGCUUACAGGCGUUAUCUGUUUUUCUUGUGGUCAGCCUGGACAUAUGGUUAAGGACUGUCCGAAGAAGCCAGUACAAGGAAUAGAUAGGCCGCGACAGCAAGGACGUGUGUUUGCUAUGACUGCUGAUGACGCAAUGAAAUCAGACUCCCUAAUUCAAGGUCAGUGUUAUGUCAAAUCUCGACUCUUAAUUGUACUGUAUGACUCUGGUGCAUCACAUUCAUUUAUUUCUGAGACUGUUGCGCAUGAGUUGGGAUUAGAUUUCACCUUGUUAGAUUAUAAUCUAAUUGUUCAUAUUAUCUUAGGUCUAGAUUGGUUGUCCAAGCAUCAUGUUUUCCUUGAUUGUUUUAAAGGAAUUGCUACAUUUCCAUCAUCUGAAAUGCACACUGAACCAGUUGAGUCUUGUACUUUCUAUUUGAAUUCCCUAAGAGUUAUUUCUAGUAAUAGUGGGUUAGAGGGUUACGUUCUACUAUCGGCUAGCUCAGAAACUAAUGAACAAGACUUGGAGCAAAUCCGAGUGGUGAAGGAGUUUCCUGAUAUUUUUCCGGAUGAUAUACCUGAGUUUCCACCUCAGAGAGAGAUAGUGUUUAGUAUUGAUCUGGUUCCUAGAGCCAGACCAAUUUCUAUAGCACCGUAUCGGAUGUCACCAUUGGAAUUAGCAGAGUUAAAGAAGCAGUUGAAUGAAUUGCUGGGGAAGAAGUUUAUUCGUCCGAGUGUAUCACCAUGA